Cynocephalus volans (Philippine flying lemur) is the source of this 1468-nucleotide messenger RNA. It is a transcript of the gene CADM4, whose product is annotated as cell adhesion molecule 4. The transcript is spliced from 9 exons. Gene Ontology annotation, molecular function: vascular endothelial growth factor receptor 2 binding. Lineage: Eukaryota; Metazoa; Chordata; Mammalia; Dermoptera; Cynocephalidae. Gene Ontology annotation, cellular component: cell-cell contact zone. Gene Ontology annotation, biological process: regulation of wound healing; regulation of Rac protein signal transduction; negative regulation of peptidyl-tyrosine phosphorylation. The record is from RefSeq and is a predicted model, not a curated record. Bases 7 to 1173 code for a protein of 388 amino acids.
GGCACCAUGGGCCGGGCCCGGCGCUUCCAGUGGCCGCUGCUGCUGCUGUGGGCGGCCGCGGCGGGGCCAGGUGCAGGACAGGAAGUACAGACAGAGAACGUGACAGUGGCUGAGGGUGGGGUAGCUGAGAUCACCUGCCGUCUACACCAGUAUGAUGGGUCCAUAGUUGUCAUCCAGAACCCAGCCCGGCAGACCCUCUUCUUCAAUGGCACCCGUGCCCUGAAGGACGAACGUUUCCAGCUUGAAGAGUUCUCCCCUCGACGGGUGAGGAUCCGGCUCUCAGAUGCCCGCCUGGAGGAUGAGGGGGGCUACUUCUGCCAGCUUUACACCGAGGAUACCCAUCACCAGAUUGCCACGCUGACUGUGCUAGUGGCCCCGGAGAAUCCCGUGGUGGAAGUCCGGGAGCAGGCGGUGGAGGGCGGUGAGGUGGAGCUCAGCUGCCUUGUUCCGCGGUCCCGCCCGGCCGCCACCCUGCGCUGGUACCGGGACCGCAAGGAGCUGAAAGGAGUGAGCAGCGCGCAGGAAAAUGGCAAGGUCUGGAGCGUGGCGAGCACAGUGCGGUUUCGUGUGGACCGCAAAGACGACGGCGGUAUCGUCAUCUGCGAGGCGCAAAACCAGGCGUUGCCCUCCGGACACAGCAAGCAGACGCAGUACGUGCUGGACGUGCAGUACUCCCCCACGGCCAGGAUCCAUGCCUCCCAAGCUGUAGUGAGAGAGGGAGACACGCUGGUGCUGACGUGUGCUAUCACAGGGAACCCCAGGCCAAAUCAGAUCCGCUGGAACCGCGGGAAUGAGUCUCUGCCGGAGAGGGCCGAGGCGAUGGGGGAGACUCUCACGCUGCCGGGUCUGGUAUCAGCGGAUAAUGGCACCUACACUUGCGAGGCGUCGAACAAGCAUGGCCACGCGAGGGCGCUCUAUGUGCUCGUGGUCUACGACCCCGGUGCGGUGGUAGAGGCUCAGACGUCGGUUCCCUACGCCAUUGUGGGCGGCAUCCUGGCGCUGCUGGUGUUUCUGAUCAUAUGUGUGCUAGUGGGCAUGGUCUGGUGCUCUGUACGACAGAAGGGCUCCUAUCUGACCCAUGAGGCCAGUGGUUUGGAUGAGCAGGGAGAAGCAAGAGAAGCCUUCCUCAAUGGCAGCGAUGGACACAAGAGGAAAGAAGAAUUCUUCAUCUGACCCCACCCCCAUCCCAGGCCUGGGCCUGGGCUGGGGUCCUCCCCACUGCCAGCUGCAAGGAACCAGCAAAGACAUUUACCAGAGUCUGGGAUGGUGGGCUUCUCCCCCCACCACUAACACCUCAGACGCUUGGGCAGGGAUUGGGGCUGUUGGAUACCUCUGCAAGGGCCAGAAAUGAGGGCUCAGAGGUCUGGGUCCCCCAGGGGGCAGAGGCCAAAGGUCCAGAUCCCCCAAGUCCAGGGAGGGUGGUAGGGAUUGGGUUGGGUGAAGAUGACUGGGGGAAGGCCAGGGCCCC